UAGUACUUUUCAUUAAAACAAAAGAAUAUCGUCUCUGCAUUUUCUCUCCCAAAGUGUUCUUCGUGAGACCCCUUCGGAAUCAUCGAUCUCUGUCUUCUUUGUCUUCAUCGAUCUCUGUCUUCUUUGUCUUCUUCGAUCUCAGGAACAAAUUAACAUGGGGCCGAAGACACGAGGAGGAAUGGUUAGAAGAAGCAGACGUUCCCAAGGUCUGGAAGCAGAAACAGAGUUCAUUGAGAUAACCAGAAAGAGUACGAAAAUGCGUAAGUUAAAUAAGGGAAAAGAAGUUGCUAUUGAAGAAGAAAACAUUGAGAUAAGGCAAGAAAGUGCUGACGAAGUCCCGACAAAGGUUUCUGAAGAUGUUAAUGAGGCGGAUGGUGAUGGUGAUGGUGAUGAUCCACAUGUGGAAAUUGAAGUUGAGAAUGUCAUUGCUGAAGAACAGUCUCAGUCUGAGAAUGGAGUUACUGAAGAACCUUCUCAGCCGAGAGAAGCUGACAUGGAAGCUGAAAAUGGAGUUACUCAAGAACCUUCUCAGCCGAGAGAAGCUGACAUGGAACCUGAGAAUGGAUUUACUCAAGAACCUUCUCAGUCGAGAGAAGCUGACAUGGAACCUGAGAAUGGAGUUACUCAAGAACCUUCUCAGCCGAGAGAAGCUUCCAAGGGUAUGGAUAAGAAGUAUAUGAGGAGUUCUUGUUGGAGUCUUCAUGGUGAGAGAAGGUCUGAUAUGAAUGAUAGUGUCCCUCAAUCAGAAACAGAGGCUUAUGGUUUGCUAAGGACGGCUUAUUUUGAUAGUGGUGAACCUGAUGAACCGCCUUCUGAUGACACUGGAGGAGAGCCUGUACAUGGUGAACCUGAUGAAGACUCGGAGUUUAGGAAGAAUUGA
Molecule: messenger RNA, 880 nt
Organism: Brassica napus (rape)
Lineage: Eukaryota; Viridiplantae; Streptophyta; Magnoliopsida; Brassicales; Brassicaceae
Product: paternally-expressed gene 3 protein-like
Exons: 3
Coding region: 155-880 (241 amino acids)
Source: RefSeq, a predicted model, not a curated record